AUGGCCGGAGGAUUGGAUGGAGGAAAACUGGAAGCCCGAGGAGUCUCAAGAUUAUUCGGGAAUGUCGAGGAUAACGGAGGAGACGAGUGGGUCGACUGACCAAAGAAAGACCGAUGGGGUUGAUUAAAGUUAAAGUUCGAAGAAGGGAAAGCCUGAGAACAAAUCGAAAUGUGAUGAUCACCUUGGCACUGACUACACAUUGGAGAACGACACUGUGAGGACACAUGACUUCGACAAAGACAACGAGCACAUAAAUUCUUCUCACGAAUCACCUGGUGUCUCCUGGAAUGAUCUGAUACUGUCCGGCAAUCCUUUGAACGAUGGCUUCGAUCACAAAAUGCACACAUCUCUCGAUGAAAAUUCGAAGGAUUGGAGAACUGUGGCGAGCGAAAGUGAGAAUCCUUGUCCCGACUCAAUGAGAACCUUUCACGCGAACGGAUAA
Molecule: messenger RNA, 442 nt
Organism: Bursaphelenchus xylophilus (pine wood nematode)
Lineage: Eukaryota; Metazoa; Nematoda; Chromadorea; Rhabditida; Aphelenchoididae
Source: the annotation of a GenBank genome assembly